AUGGAUAAAUGUGAAUUUGCAAGUUGCGAAAUAAAGUUUCUAGGCCAUUUGGUUAGUGAAAACCAAGUGCAUAUGGAGCCAAAGAAGGUGCAAGCAAUAGUUGAUUGGCAAGCACCAAGCGGGGUAAAGAAACUAAGAUCAUUUUUUGGCUUGGCAAAUUAUUACCGGAAGUUUAUUGCAGGCUAUUUAAAAAGGGCUACUCCUUUGACAGAUUUGCUGAAAAGGAAUGUCAAAUGGGUUUGGUCGGAUUCGUGUGGCAAGGCUUUCUAUGCAUUGAAGAAGGCCAUUGCAUCCGAACCAAUCUUGAAGCUGCCAGAUUUUGACUUGCCAUUUAAAUUACACACUGAUGCUUCAGAUUAUACUGUUGGCGGUGUGCUGGUCCAGGAGGAUCAUCCGGUGCACAAACCUGGAAGAGAAAAUCAGGUUGUCGAUGCACUUAGCCGCAAAGAGGUAUUUCCUGCAAGUUAUGCACUUACUCGAAUUGAAUCUGAUUUUCUAGAUACAAUCAAGUUAUGUGCUGUGAACAAUCCAUAG
Nicotiana tabacum (common tobacco) is the source of this 534-nucleotide messenger RNA. Lineage: Eukaryota; Viridiplantae; Streptophyta; Magnoliopsida; Solanales; Solanaceae. The record is from RefSeq and is a predicted model, not a curated record.